Messenger RNA from Hyaloscypha bicolor E, 5838 nucleotides. RefSeq names its product ankyrin. Bases 204 to 5510 code for a protein of 1768 amino acids. The transcript has 9 exons. Gene Ontology annotation, molecular function: protein binding. NCBI's taxonomy places the organism in Eukaryota, Fungi, Ascomycota, Leotiomycetes, Helotiales, Hyaloscyphaceae. Gene Ontology annotation, cellular component: ciliary inversin compartment. The record is from RefSeq and is a predicted model, not a curated record. Gene Ontology annotation, biological process: protein localization to ciliary inversin compartment.
GCUGUCUUUACCUUCAUCCGUCUCGACCUUCCUGCAAUCGAGAUUAGCGCAUCCUUGACCGUCAAAGCAGGACAUCAUCAGCUCAUGCAAAUUCCAUUUCAUACUCGCAUUCUCAUCUAUUUCUUGCAUUCAUUUGGUUCCUCGACGACAAUCCAAUUCGAACGCGUUUAAGCACUUUCAUUACCCAUCUCUCAACCACAAAGAUGGCUCCUCUCGCGGAAUGCAAGGACCCAAUUGAGCUCCCAGAUCCUUCUGUAUGGUCAGUCAAGGAAUUCAUCCCCGAUCUCGUAACACAUCCAGACACCCCGAUCGGCAAACUUCUCGAGCCAUACAAAGAUUUUGAGGCCCAACUCCGCAAGGCUUACGCCCGGCAGCCGACUCAUGAGGCUCUCAAGGAUGGCAAAAUCAAUUUGAUCCCCAUUUUCGACAAUAAAAAUGAACAGUCCCUCAAGAUUCGGGGUCGAUCCUUGGAUUCCGAGUCCGAUGAUGAGAGGUCAAGAUAUAUCAUGGAGUUGAAAGACGAAGCUCGCAAGCCAGAUAAUGCACCGGCUGUCGUCGCUUCCUUCAAGGACUUCCAGCAGAACUUCAACCUGUUCUCAGAAUCCUCAUUGUCAGACCUCGACUGGAACAAUGUUGUAGCCGCUGGGAGCUCAGUUACCACAGCACUUCUGCCUGUCCCUGAGAAGUGGGCCGGAAGUAAGAGAAGCAUGAGAGAGUAUUACCACGAGCACCUGGCACCAGCAAGCGAUGUCGACUUGUUUCUCUACGGACUCAAUGAGGAAGAAGGUCUUGAGAAGAUCAAGCAAAUCGAAAGAAAUAUCAAGGACAGCAUUCUCCACGAGACCACCACGAUCAGAACCAAGAACGCCAUCACUAUCGCCUCCCAAUAUCCAACACGUCAUGUUCAGAUUGUUCUACGUCUUUACGACUCUAUUUCCCAAAUCAUCACCGGUUUCGAUGUCGAUUGUGCAUGCUUGGCGUAUGAUGGCAGCCAGGUUUAUGCUGCCCCUCGAGCUCUGGCUGCUUUCGUCACUCAAUGCAACACGAUUGAUCUCACUCGACGUUCACCGUCAUAUGAAAAUCGUCUCUCCAAGUACAGUCGUCGUGGAUUCGAAGUUCACUGGCCCCUAUUGGACCGCACCAGGAUUGAUCCAACGAUCUUCGAGCGUUCAUUCGGCCGCACUCAAGGCCUUGCAAGAUUGCUUAUCCUAGAGAAGCUUCCCAAGACACAAGAUCGAGAUAAUUAUAUGGAUCAGCGUCGUGCUGAGAGAGGUCGACCCGCUUUGCAUCGAAAUUAUUACCGCAAGAUGGGUGGUAAUAUCAAGGAUCAGGAAGAAGACGAUGUUGCCGAAUGGGUUGAUCAUGAGGAAGUCGCAUCAUACCACACAAUGACCGUUCCUUAUGGUCCAAAGUACCACGCACAUAGAAUCAAUCGCCUCUUGUACGCCAAGGAUCUGCUUCUCAAUGCAGAAUGGAACAAACCCGAAGACCGCAAAGUCCACCUUCACAGACACCCAUGCUUCUUCGGCACGGCCGAGGAAAUCCUUCAAGACUGUUGCGGUUACUGCCCAGUUCCCAAGUCCGAUGAAGAAAUUGAAGUCGCUGAGGAAGAGAGCAAAGUCUACAUUUCUGGCCCACUAAAAUUCAUCAUGGAUGACCCUGGACGACAAGAAAUCGGAAGCUUCAAUCCCAUCACCGAUGAUGAAUGGACCACGAUGGCCUAUGUUGGCGACACUGCAAGACUUUGUCAAGCCAUAGUCGACGGUGAUCUUGAGCAUGUCGAGGAUUGGUGUUCCCAGGAAGGGGUUGAUGUCAAUCGACGAGACUACACUGGCAGAACUCCUCUCCAUCUUGCAGUCAUGACAUCCACGCCUCAAAUUGUCCAAUGCUUGAUCGAUUGCGGUGCGAGAUUGAUUGCACGCUUGGUCGAUGGGCGAACCGCCCUGCACCUCGCCGCUGCUCGCGGAAGCAAGGAGAUGGUCAAGGCGCUCAUGGACAGGAGCUUGGCAAAUGAAGAGGAGGAGGAUAAGGUCGAGGCUCGACGAGCUGCUCGAAAUCAUGCUAAGCAAGCCAAGACCGAUGCUAAAGCUGAUGAUGAGGGAAGUGAUGCUGAGUCUGAAGCAUCUGACCUCACGCUCGAGAGCGAGGAAUCUGACUCCAUGACCAUGGGCUCUUUCGUAAAGGUUGACAAGGAGAAGGAGAAUCAAGAUGACGGCGUUCCCGACGACUCCGCCGAGGAACCUGACAUUCUUGAGGUCGAUGUGAUUGCAUGGGACUAUGGUCUCUCACCCCUGCAUCUUGCUAUUCUCAAUGCACAUCUCGACAUCAUCGAACUGCUCGUGUCAGAGUAUGGUGCAGAUGUCCUACUUCCAGUCAAGCUUCUCGAGCCAGGCACAAAGAAUGCACGAGGAGCCAUCAUGACGAUCCUGUUGGCCAUGGCCCUUCCCACCGAGAAUGCAAAGGCAGUCGUGAAGCUUCUUCUGGACCUCGGCGCCACUUCCUCUCAAGCGGAUAUGAACCACACAUCGGUCCUUCACUACAUCGUUGCUCAAGACAAUCAUGAAAUUCUGGACCUGCUCCUUACCAAUGAUCGGCCGGUUGCGCGCAGUGUUCUCAACUGGAUGACUACACCGCCCUGGGGCAAUCAGGGUGAUACACCCUUAACGUCAGCCAUCUCAAUGGGACAUGAAAACAUGGUUUCGAAGCUCCUCUCGAUCGGUGCCAAGCCCGAAAUUUCGCAUGACAGCUGGGUCAAGACCUAUCUUAACAAGAACACAUGGGCGAGAACCCAAAGUCCAGAGGAUAUCAAGAAGCAGUUUAAUAGCAAUGUCAUCCAGCCUAUCAUCUCCGCUGCUGGCAAGGAAAUGGGCAAAACUAUCGAGGACCUCCUUGCACACGGUGCCGAUCCUUUGACUCUAGAGCGUUCUGCAUAUAGUGUCGUCCAGAAUCCUGAAAAUGCAAGGUAUACUGUCACCGAGUCGCUUUUGGACAUCAUUCAAAAGAAGCUCCAACUUCUUGGAGAGUGGAAGGAACCUUCCAGUGAGGAGCCGAAGUCGAAACGGAACUACUUUUCUAUCAACCAGUUGGUACACUACCGCCCCAGGAAGCCAGAGAAGCUCCGAGAUGAAUCCUAUUAUACGGAUGGCCUGACCCUCGGUACCUACGCACACUGGACCGCGCAGAGAGACUUCCGGCACACAAAGUACGCGAAUAAGAGGGAAUGGAAGGCACACGAGGACUACACCCCACCAGAGGCUGAGGAAGGUCUGGAGGAGAAGAAAGCAGCAAUUUCCAAGCUGAUCAAGGAGCUCGAGCACGCCGAGAUGACAUUGAUCGAAGCUGGAGGCAAGACUUUCGCUGAGCUCUAUCCAGACAUUCCGAAGCGCGAGGAAGCCAAGCAGCAGGUGUAUCCAGAGCCAAAGCCGACCUUUUACGAGACGAAACUUCGAUUCCGAGUGCCUGAUUUGAACGAUACCAAGAGUGAGGGCUACGUCAAGCUCUUCGAAGCAGCAUGGGACAAUGACCUCGAAAGAAUCAAGUCUUUGACACUUGGGAAAUGGUCCCUUGACGACGACGACAUGCCACUCAACUCGCCUCUCAAAAUCGCUGUUCAGGAUGGCAGUGGCUUCAGCCCUUUCUCAAUUGCUGUUCUUCGCGGCCAUCGUGAGCUGGCGAAAAAGAUUGUGGAGAUUUGUGCUACGCAGUAUCACAAGGAUGACGGGUUGAGCACUAAACAGCGGUUUCGCACUACCGCUGAUAGUGAUGAUGAAGAUUAUGAAGAUAAUGAGGAUGAAAAUUCCAAUGGCCUCCCCAUCUUCUCCGAAUUAGUCAACGACAAAUUCACAGUUGACAAUUUAGGCGAAGUCUCGAAUAUGGUCAAGAGCGACGUUUUGCCUCUAUCCAUGAUCGAAUGGCCUUGCCGGGCCCAGAGAUUCCUCGACUCGAAAAAGUCAAACCAUGGGGGAGAAAUCACUCUGCUGCAGCAUGCGGUUGAGGACGAGGAUAUGGACUUGCUGAAGUUCAUCAUCGAAAUUGGAGGAGAACAAAAGGCUCUUUUGGCUGAGGAUGAGGAUGAUCAGACAUGCUACACUGUGAGCAGCGCCGUCUUCUACGCUGCAGUCAAGCUUGGACGGACUGCCAUGUUGGCCGAGAUGAUCAAGGCAACUGGUGUAGGAAUCCCUCUGAAUGAGCUCAUUGCGACGAGCGGAGUUGAGAUCAAGACCAAGCCGAGAUACUAUCAAGGACUAAGCGUUGGAGGAAAGAAACGUGCUGAUUGGGCACAAGCUCCUGGUGGCUAUCAGAGAGUUGUCGAGGAGAAGACCCCACCUCUUCUGCAGGCUGCAAAGCUUGGGUCGAUCGACGCAGUGGAAUGGUUCAUGAGUGAUGCACCGAUGCGACGCUACAAGGAAUUCGCUGAGAGCAACAAGCAUGACAAGCGAAUUAAGACUUUGGAGGAAGCUGGAAAGGGCUUCGAUAAGACGAUAGGCUCCUGGUUGGCCAUGAAGUCCGAGUUGACUCUUCACUGCGCUAUCUUAUACAAUCCAGGUAAGGAGAAAGAGCACCCUGAAUACCUUGCUCUGAUCAAGCACCUCGUGUCCGUGGUUCCAGAUUGUCUCGAGCAAAAGUCAUCAGAAGGCUGGACACCGCUCCAUCUCGCCGCACACAUGCAUCGCGAAGACGUUGUCUCCUACCUCAUCUCCGUCGGCGCCAACCAACGUUCGCGGGACAAGGCAGGACGAAACAUGGCGCACAGCAUGCUUGUCGAUCAAGGCUACCAAACCGCCAGGAACGAUGAGAAAGAUGCAAAAGAGCUCAAACAACUUCUCGAGCUCUUUGACAAAGCGGCGCUCAAGGAGAUGCUUCUCGAGCGUUGUUCCCAAGCCCCAGGUGCAUUGACGCCCCUAGCAUACUGGAUGGCCAAGAAUGGUGGGGAUUACAAGAAAGCUGAUGUCGUCGAGGUGUUGACGAGCUAUUCUUCGGGCGAGGAACUCGAGAUGAUUAAUGGAGAGGGAGAUUUGCCUCUGCACGUCGCCGUCAAACAAGCCCUCACAACCAUAACAUUCUUCCUCCUAACCCUCAACUCCUCCCUCCUCCACCGCGAAAACAGCACCGGCCGCACGCCCCUCGAAAUGUCCCGCGAGAUCUACAUCGCGUCACAAGUCCAGUCUCCACCUAACAUUUCGAACGGAAAUCACUUCAAUCAAUAUCGUCCCAAUCAACAUGAUUAUAAUUCCGUUGUUAAUCGUGCCGCGUCUUCGUUUGUGAAGAAGGAAGAGGAGGAGAGCAAGAAGCGGACUUGGGAGGUUUGUCAGAGUAAGGAUGAGGAGCUGGUUGAGGGCGGUGGGGAAGGGAGGAAGAGAAGGCUGGUUAGUCUUUUUGAGGCGAAUGAGGUUGCGCGUAGGGUGGCGGGACUUAAGAGGGGAAGUGGAGGUGGGCAGAUGGUAGUUAAUGGCGGGUUGGUGGAGGAUGGGAAGCCGGAUAUUGUGAGUGAGUGGGCUGGAGAUUUGUAAAGCGUUUGGGCUUUCUGGAGGUAGCAGGCGUGGCAGGAUGGCUUGACGACGAUACGGCCGGUUUUCUGCUGCUUGAGUUGCUUUUUGGCAAACUUGUGAGCUCUCAGUCAUUACCAAAUCUCGUUCAAGUAGCUAGGUCGAAUGGAGUCCGUUUCACGGGACCCGAUUUAGAGUUUGUUUGUGUUACAAGUGGUGGAGCGACUCCUGAAAAUUGCUCGCUUACCGGGGACGCGUUCGUAUCGCUUAAGCUUCAACCAGCUUUCUUUGUCUAGUUUCGAGGUGAGUAGAUCAGUUUCUGGUGUGAAUUUAAGAGGAUAGGUGUCCAAGU